CAAAUCGAUCUUACAACCAUUUGAUUACUAAUAUAAUAAACAUUUAAAUUUAACUUGUUGUAUUCAAUCUCAAAUUUAUGCACUCAAUUGAUUCCUGUAAUUUUUGUUUAAAAUGAUUUCUUUGAUAUAUUUUUUAGUUGCAGUUUUUUACUUUCAUUGCUUUCAUUAUCUAAAAUGAUUCACCAUUCAAUCAAUUAAUCCAAGAAACGCAGGCUGAAUUUUUUUCCCCAGCCCUUUCCUCAUGAUCAAAUUGGACAUCUGGUGAGAUCACUACUCUCCCCUCCCCUACAAAACCUCUUAAACCCUCAUUAAGCAAUUUCACUUCUGCAUAUCUUAUCUAGAAAUCUUUGCUUUCCUGUUGCUGUAGCUUGUAUCAGUAAAGAUUUCUAUAUUAUUGUGAUUGAUACAUACUGCACUAACUCAGUUCGUUCGUACCCCAAGGUCCAAUCGUGAAUUCUCCCCUCUAGCUGCUACAGAUUUCCUUGUAUUUGCAGCAUUUUUUUCUGUACUUGCUAUUUUAUUGUAAGUGAGAUGCCUCUCCUGUAAGCCCAGUGGCUUCUUGGGUCUCCUUACCUUCUAGCUGUUAUCGCUGUAAAUAAAUCUUCGUAUUCUUAAAAUAAGGCAAACAAAGAUGACAAUGAUGAUGAUGAUGAUGAUGAUAAAUAAGUCAUGAGAAUUUGGUGUUUGAUCGAGAUUAUAACUUCUGCUCGAUAAGUUUAAGUAUUCUUAUUACCUGUUUGUUGGAUAAUGUAUAGAUAUUAUGAUAGGGGGGGACUGUUAAUUACUUCCAGGAGAUAAGAGGUUAAAGUAGCUGUUAUUAUCUUAGAAUCAUCAUCCCCUAAAGCAAUGUUGUAUACAGUGAAGUGCAUCCCCUUAGAGUGGAUCCCAAUGCAAGAUGGAACCAAACUUGCAGCUAAACUGUGGAUUCCAGAACCAACUGAUAACACUGACUUACCUUCAGAAGAAGGAAAAUAUCCAGCUGUACUAGAAUUUCUUCCAUAUCGCCGCAUUGACUGGACAGCUCAGAGAGAUGAAACAACCCAUUCAUAUUUCUGCUCUCAUGGUUAUGUUUGUGUCCGUGUGGACAUGCGGGGAUCUGGGGACUCAGAGGGAUUUUAUUAUGAUGAAUAUGAAAAACAAGAGCAAGAUGACUGCUGUGACAUCAUCAGCUGGAUUUCGCAACAAACUUGGUGCACAGGAAAUAUUGGCAUGUAUGGUAAAAGCUGGGGAGGAUUUAAUGGCCUUCAGGUAGCUGCAAGACGACCCUCUGCACUCAAGACCAUUAUCUCUACAUAUUCCACUGAUGACCGCUAUGCAGAUGAUAUUCAUUACCGUGGUGGCUGCAUCCUUGGCAGGGAAAUGUUAUCUUGGGCCCACAUCAUGUUCCUGUGGAAUGCCCGACCUCCCCACCCAGAUAGCUUAGGUCCAAGAUGGAAAGAAAUGUGGCUGGAUCGUCUGAACCAAUCCAGUGAACCCUGGAUACACAUUUGGCUUUCACAUCAGUCACGUGAUACAUACUGGAAGCAUGGCUCCAUUGCUGAGGAUUACACCUCCAUCAAGUGUCCUGUGUUUCUGAUUGGUGGAUUUAGUGAUCUCUACACAGAUGCAGUUUUCCGCAUGGUGGAACACCUCAAGUGUCCUGUGCGAGCUCUCAUAGGGCCAUGGUCCCAUGCAUGGCCUGCAGAUUCUUCACCAGGGCCUCAGAUAGAUCAUCUAAAAGAGUGCGUCAGGUGGUGGGACUGUCAUUUAAAAGGCCUUCCUACUGGUGUUAUGAAGGAACCACUAAUAAGGAUGUUCUUGAGGGAUGGAAUUUCAAAGGCACACAAGGAAGAUAUUUGGCCGGGCCGGUGGAUAGCAGAAGACUGCUGGCCCUCACCCAAUGUUCAGCAACAAGAAUUCGUACUACAUAAUGACCGGAGACUGGCACUGGCAACAGAGAGCCAUGAACAAGCUGCUGGCCAAGGAUCGGUGGAAUCCAACGUAUUUGUCAAAUCUUCGUUUCUCAGUGGAUCAUGGGGUGGUCUGCCAUUGGCUUUCAGUCUCCAUGAAUUGCCGAUGGAGCAGGGAUUUGAGGACAAUUUGUCCGAGUGCUGGGAGACAGGGACGCUGAACGAACCUACUGCUGUAGUAGGAUUUCCUGAGGUUCAUGUGCAGUUGAGUUCUGACAGGGCCUGUGCUCUGGUAGCCGCUAGGCUAUGUGACGUGUUUCCGAACGGCGAAUCUGCACUUAUCACGAGAGGAGUGUUGAAUUUGACUCAUAUAAACGGGCAUUCAUCAGAAGAUAUCCAGCCCCUUCAGCCUCAUGAAUACUAUCAUGCUCAGUUGAAGCUUGACUCUACAGCCUACACUUUUGCGGCUGGUCAUAGAAUUCGCCUAGCUCUCUCCUCAGUUCACUGGCCGUAUGUUUGGCCUUCUCCGCAGACGCCAAGUCUCUCGAUACAAACAGGAAAUAAGAGUAAGCUACUACUUCCGAUCCGAAUCACAAAUCAAGAAGUUAGUGAAAAGGAUUCUCAGUUAAAAGACUUUGAAUUCCCUGACUAUAAAUAUGUACAUCUUCCUGUUGAAUGGCGGAGGACACCUCGUAAGGCCAGGAAUCUAGAAAUUGGCCAGCUAUCUGACGAUUACAGAUUGACUGUCAGCCUGGACUCUGGAUGUUAUAAUUUGAAAGAUACGAACACCACUUAUGAUGAGAUUAACACAGAGACUUUCACGAUUAAAGAAGGGGACCCAGUCUCAUCCAAGGUCUACAUACAAGGGCAGGUAAUGAUGAAAAAAGAAGGUGAUACCGCUGAGGAGAAGGGCAGUGGGCACAGCUGUUGGGAUACCAGAGUCCAGGCCUCCAGCGAGAUGUGGUGUGUUGAACACUUUUUUCAUUUGAAAAGUCAAUUAACAGCUUGGCAUUGUAAUGAAAAGUGUUUUGAAAAGCAAUGGACAAAGGAAAUAGGACGAUUUUACGUUUAAAGAUAUGGUCACUUGCUAUAGUAUCGAAACGUAGAUAUCAAACAUAACUAAUUAAUCACUAGUUAAUAAAUAAUUGAUUAAUAAUUAAAAGUAUCUCGCGUGAACUUAUGAGUUGAAACCCUGGAGUUGAAUUGUCGGUGUUCAAGUCUCAAUCGAUACGGAACGUGAGCCAAUCAAAGGCUUUCAGAUAGAACUCCUUCGUUUGUCGGUGUUCAAGUCUCAAUCGAUACGGAACGUGAGCCAAUCAAAGGCUUUCAGAUAGAACUCCUUCGUUUGUCGGUGUUCAAGUCUCAA
Messenger RNA from Stylophora pistillata, 3255 nucleotides. RefSeq lists its product as uncharacterized. Gene Ontology annotation, molecular function: dipeptidyl-peptidase activity. NCBI's taxonomy places the organism in Eukaryota, Metazoa, Cnidaria, Anthozoa, Scleractinia, Pocilloporidae. The record is from RefSeq and is a predicted model, not a curated record.